Molecule: messenger RNA, 3312 nt
Organism: Euleptes europaea (tarantolino)
Lineage: Eukaryota; Metazoa; Chordata; Lepidosauria; Squamata; Sphaerodactylidae
Gene: FBH1
Product: F-box DNA helicase 1
Exons: 23
Coding region: 1-3312 (1103 amino acids)
Biological process (GO): double-strand break repair via homologous recombination; replication fork processing
Cellular component (GO): nucleus
Molecular function (GO): ATP binding; DNA binding; hydrolase activity
Source: RefSeq, a predicted model, not a curated record
AUGGGUUCCUGCCCCUGCCCCUCAAACGGAGAUGCCCCCAGGCUCGGAAGUCAGGGGUGGCGCGGGGGACCCGCUGCUGCACGUGGCCUCUUUGGGGCGGAAAGGGAGGGGAGGGACCCGGAAGUGAACUCCGGGCACGGCUUCGGUCGUCCCCGGCGAACCCGGAAAAACAGCCGCGAGUGGCCUCGUGGAUUAGCCAGCAGGGGCGUCAAUCAGCGGCUGGGGGGCGGGCUUCUCGCGGCAGGCGGCCAGCGGGUGAGACGUUUCAAGCGCCUUCGCCUCUCUGCCGAUGAUUGUGAUGCUCUGAACCAGAGUCCGGAAGGCACCGCGGCCUUGACGCAACCCUUCAGCCAGAGGCAGAGCAGCCGAGACUCCAACCGGGGUCUCUACCCUUCUUACCGGACCAAGAAGCAUCCAAGAGGCCACCAGAGGACUAUCACCGAUUACUUCAGAAUCAAAGCCCACCCCUCACCGUGUGCGGAUGGCAGCGCCCAAAGUAGCCAAAUCAAAGUUGAGGAUUCCCCGGAAUCUUGUUCCCUUCUCUGUGGAGAGUGGAACCUAGCCCCAGUGGCUUCCGAAAGCAGGCCGCGUUUCUCCCAGAGUGCCAGUAACUGCCCCAUGGAUAGCAGCCACGGGGACCAGGAUACUCGGACAUUGUCGGACGGAGUCUGUGAGCCAUCUCCAUACCAGGCCGGAAUCAAAGAGGAAUUCGACGACAUGGACUUUGAUCCGCUUCCUGACGCCUGUUUCGGGCUCCUGGGAACCACGCCCUGGACUGAGCCCCAAGGCCACAUUGACCAGCUGCCAGACGAAGUCCUCCGAGCCAUCUUUGCCCUCGUGCCCACCGUUGACCUCUACCAAAGCCUCAGCCUGGUGUCCCAUCGCUGGCGAGAGAUCAUCUCCGAUCCACAGUUCGUCCCUUGGAAAAAGCUGUACCUGCGGUACCUGAAGAAAGAAAGUCAAGCCCUGCUGACGGUUGAUGCCACUCGACGCCAAUACGGCCUAAUCAAAGAGCAGGACCAGUGUAUGCUGGGACUGAUACGGUGCAUAGUGGCCUUGAAGAGCCAUCAGCGCUGGGACACCCGAGCCAUCCUGGAGUGCCUGGAGAGCCACCCGCUCUUUCCCGUUGCGGAAAUCUGCAUCAUCCACCGGCUGCCCUAUUUGGAAAGCCCGAUCGAGGGGAUGCCGAACGUUUGGGCUGUGAUGGCAGCCAUUGUGCUCUUCUCCGGAUCGCUCGGCGACAUCCAGAAACUGGUGUCUUGCCUUCAGAGACCCGGAUCGACCCUCUCCCUGGUGGAUGUCACUGAGGCCUUGUACUGCAUGGCUACCCUUCUCCAUGCCAUGCGGGCCGACAGUGUUAACGUCAGCAACCGGAUUCACUACAACCUUUUUUACUGCCUCUGGCAAAUGGAGAACUCAAGCUGUGGCCUGGCAGUCGCAAAACCGGAGAUAUCCUGCCCUGAAAGUGGCUACGGAUACCAAGGUCCAUCACGUCCAGCCAUCCAGCCAACCCGCGAACAGCAGCACAUCUUAAACCACAUGAUCGAGCCUGGGCAGGUUGUGAAGAUUGUGGCGUUUGCAGGCACUGGGAAGACCUCCACUCUGAUCAAGUACGCCCAGAAGUGGUCCAACCUCCGGUUCCUGUAUGUGGCAUUCAACAAGACCACUGCAGAGCAGGGCAGCCGGGUGUUUCCCCAGAACGUGACGUGCAAAACGCUCCACUCAUUGGCCUUUAUGGAAGUUGGCAGGCACUACAGCCAGAAGGGCAAGUUGAACUUGGGCUCUUUGAGUUCUUAUUCGGUCAGCUUCGUCCUCCAGAACCGUCUGGGGCAGUCUCUGUUCAUAAGAGCCAAGUUGGUUGUCCGGACCCUGGAGGCUUUUUUCGCCUCCCGGGACGCAGCCAUCACGGACGAGCACACGCCCAUCUGGUGUAGAAACACCCAUGGAGAGAAGGUUCUCAUCCGAGGGGAAGAGAAGACGAUCGUUAUUGAGGAAGCAAACCGUAUUUGGAAAAAUAUGAAAAGUCUGAGGCCUACUACAAGGACGGUGUACAAGAUGACCCAUGAUGGCUACUUGAAACUCUGGCAGCUUAGUAAGCCCCGACUUUCCAACUACGACGUCAUCUUUGUCGAUGAAGCCCAGGACUGCACUCCCGCUGUUAUGGACGUGGUUCUUUCCCAGCCCUGCGGCAUCAUCUUGGUGGGAGACCCCCACCAACAGAUCUACACCUUCCGGGGGGCCGUCAACGCUUUGGACGAGGUGCCGCACACCCACCUGUUCUACCUGACGCGGAGUUUCCGAUUUGGCCCUGAGAUUGCCUACGUCGGAGCUUCCAUCCUGGACAUCUGCAAGGGAGUUCGAAAUAAGACCCUGGUGGGGGGCAUCCAAGAGGGUGAUGUUACCGGGGGAGAGCCAAGAGGGAAGGUAGCCAUCCUGUGCCGGGGCAACGAGAUGGUCUUCGAUUUCGCCGUGAAUGUCACCAGAGGAGACCCACCGGCUAAAAUACACUUGCUUGGGGGUCUUCAAGCCUUCGGCCUUGAGAAGAUUCGGGAUAUUUGGAACCUCCUCCAUUCUGAAUUGGGGUUUGAGGUGAAGGAUCCUUUUGUGAAGAGGUGGGCCGAGAAGGGAUUCCAGGCGUUAAAGAGCUACGCAGCGAGCGCUGAAGAUAAGCAGCUGCAGAUGAGGAUUGCAAUCGUGGAGAGACACGUGAACUACAUCCCUCUGCUCCUGGACAGGAUAUCGAGAUGCCACACGCCCAGCCCUGAGGCUGCAGAUUUUGUCCUGGGGACUGUCCAUAAGGCCAAAGGGCUGGAAUUUGACACUGUCCAAGUAGCCGACGACUUUAUGAUGGUCCCUUUAGCGCGGCACAACCUCGACAGGACGCCAUCCUUCCACGUUGGCAAAAUCCCUGCUGACGAAUGGAAUUUGCUCUACGUCGCAGUGACCCGUGCCAAGAGGCGUCUCAUCAUGUCGCAGUUUCUGUGCCGUCUCUUGACGUUGGCUGGGGAGUAUUAUUUAAGGCCGGAGCUGACCAGCGAGGUAUGCAGGAGGGAGCCGGUUGAGUGCUGCGUCCAGGGGUGCCCCAAUUACAUCCCCAACAACUCUUUCGUGACUAUGAAGAAGAGGCCGUUUGUUUACAGCGAUGGUGCUGAAGAUCGCGAGGGCUACCUCUGCCACAGCUGCGUGGAGCGGCGCCUCGGCCCUCUGACAUGGCUGGCGGUUUCUCCGGAAGUGAUGGAGACGCUGGAACCCACGGAAGAGGUCAUCGCUCUUAACCAGAACUACUAUAACCUCAUAUUGCAAGAUGUUUGA